GCAAGAGAGAGGACAGAGUUUGAAGGGUGGGGGAGAGAAAAAGAGAGAGAAGAGAUAGAGAGAGAGAGAGAGAAGGAAGAACUAACGAGCUCCAGAUAAAAUCGAUUGAAGGAUUAGAUUAGCGAAAAGCUACGAUUUUUCUUCUUCUGCAGUUCAUCUGAUUGAUAGACUUCUUCACUGGAGGAAUCUUGUUUCAUUUGAUGUUUCUUCUUUGAUUUCUAUACCGCUUUUCAGCCGGGAUUCUGCAAUUUCUGGUGUUAUUUUCCGGCGAUUUUUCAGUUUAGGGUUUUGUUUUUUUUUUUUUUUUUUUAGUUUUAUUUUGGGAGAGAGAUGAGAUUAGUCCUCAUGUAUAGUUGAUUUGGAGGAAGGGACGUAGAAUCGCAUCGUAUCUGAUAUGGAUAGGAACAGAGAAGCUAGAAGGACGACGACGAACAUGGCGGCCUCCAACGGGCUCUCUAGACGUAGAUACAGGAGUAGUAGUCUCCGUGACUCUCCAGAGGAUGAUGGACAGUUGGAGUUACAGGAUACCGUAAGAUUAAGAGAUCGAGGUAGCGGGAAGAAAGAUCGAGAUCGAGAUAGGGAUAGAGACAGAGAUCGAGACCGUGAAAGAGAUCGGCUAAGUAGGAGCAAGAGGAGGAGAGCCGAUAGAUUGAUUCAUGGUGGUAGCAAUAGGGAGGAUGGAGGUGAAGAUAGUUCUGAGGAGAGUGUAAAUGACGAAGAGGAUGAAGAAGACGACGAUGGCGGUGGUGGUGGAGCGUCCGUCAGAAUGCUUCCGCCAAAUCCGGCGGCGAUUUUGAGCCAUCGGAAGACUUUUCCACCGGCGAAGAGUUUCAGAGCAGCACCGUCGUGGAAAGCAGCCGAUGAAAUGAUUGGUGUGUCGGUGCCGAGAAAAGCCCGGUCAGCCUCGACGAAGCGGUCUCAUGAAUGUUGGCCAGCAGCGACGGGCGGCGGAACGGCUAUAGAGGCCAUUAACCGGCAGGCUUCAACAUCGCCAGUGAGGCCAAGUCUUACAGCAAUGGCGGCGACGUUUCAGCCUCCAGCCUCGCCUUCUUCUUCCAAUGCUCCGGUGAGGAAGAAGCUGAAGCAAACCGGACCUAAACCCCGGCCGCUCAAAUCCUCCUCAAAACUAUCAUCCACGGCUCAAGACGAGAUCGAGAUCGAGAUUGCUGAAGUCUUGUACGGUAUGAUGAGACAGCCACAAGGUCCUCCGAAACAAGAACCCUCUACUACUGAUUCCAUGAAGUUCGAUUCCAAAUCAACCACUGAUGCCAAAUCCAGAGUUUCAUCGCCGAUUUCCAACUCUUCUGAUUUGCCUACCCCUUCCAUUUUGCCUCAAAAUUCCAGUUCUUCUGUCACUCCGAUAUCAACCACAGCACCCAAGAGGAAAAGACCGCGUCCAGUGAAGUACGACGACGAGAACACCGCCACCUUCAGCCUUCGGAAUAGCCCCAUUUCAUCAAGAGCCAAAGCUGAGGCCGAUCAGCCGCCUACCAACGCCGAGAUCCCUUCAUCUAAUGUGGACAAAGUUUCAGGAUCUGCAGGUGAAAAUGUAGUUUCGAAUGAAUCUGCUAAUUCUCUGGCUUUACCGGAGUCCCGUCCAGAAUCUAUGAAGGUGGACACAACCAGUGCCAUGCCCAAUUCCAAGCCAUUGACUGAAGAAUCAGACGGCAAAGAUUUGGGUUCUAGCAAGGAAGAACCCCAAUCUCCCCUGAAGGAAUCAAAUGGCCCUAGAUUAGAAGAUAAGCGAGAGGAUAUGACAGCGACCAAAUCAAAUUCAUCAACAUUCGAUGCUGAGAACCAGCGGGAUGAUAAGUACAAGAUAGAUCUAAUGGCUCCUCCACCAUUACGAGCUUCUCCGGAAAGAGAGGGUGAGAUUGAUUUUGUGGCCGUAGAUGCUAAACCUAUGGUCAUAGAUGCAGACACGGAAAUGAAGCCUCUGAUAAAUGAAGACGACAAAGGAACAAUCAGACUUGGGGGGGCUAAAGAGGCGCUGAACGUGGAGUCUAAGGCUAUACCAGCUGAAGAAGCUGAUUCAAAGAAUCCCAUUGCUUGCAAAGAUAGGAAUUUUGACCUUCAGCUUGAUUUAGUUAAGACGAUUGAUAGAGAUGGCCCCAACAAGCUCCACCAGCAUGUUCAGAAACAGCCGCCGCAACCCAGCUCGGAAAAGGCUGGAUCUGCCGUACAAGCGGGCUCUCUUCCUUUGCCCAUGUCUCUACCCGGUUGGCCAAGUGGGCUGCCUCCUAUGGGAUAUGUGGCACCACUACCAGGAGUUGUGUCUGUGGAUGGAAGCGCUUUGCCUGCUGCUGCCAUGCAGCCCCCAAAUUUCCUUUUUCCUCAACCUCGGCCGAAGAGGUGUGCUACGCACUUCUACAUUGCUCGGAAUAUAUUGUAUCAUCAACAAAUUGCGAGGAUGAAUCCAUUCUGGCCAGCAGCAGCAGGUUCUGCUUCCUUGUUUGGGGCCAAGCAUGGUAAUCUCAGCAUCGUGCCCUCUACAGAUUUGCAAGGAAAUCUUCCGAAAAGCGGGGUAAAUGCAAUGCAGGAUAAGGGACAGAGCCUCGGAAUGUUUACGGGUCAUGCUGGGAAGGAUAGGGGCUCUCCAGCUGUUAACGUUGUCGAUGCCUCUCAGAGAAAGCAAAUCUUGCUUCAGCAAGCUCUACCGCCGGGAGCACCUAGUAAUAUCCUGCAUGGCCCUGCUUUCAUUCUGCCUCUGAGCCAGCAGCAACAGGCAGCUGUAGCCACAUCGGUUCGGCCAGUUUCUGUGAAGUCUCCUCCUCCUAGUGGGAAUGCCAACGGCAGCGUGGCUUCAAAUGCUUCAAAUCCAGCCUCUGUUAGUACCUCACCCGCUGCAGCGAUGAGUUUCAACUAUUCGGGUGUGCCUGGCAAUGAACCACAGUAUUUAGCCAUUUUACAGAACAAUGGAUAUACAUACCCAAUUCCAGCACACGUAGGAGCACCGCCUGCAUAUAGAGGAAGCCACGCUCAUUCAAUGCCGUUUUUCAACGGGUCGUUUUAUUCUUCACAAAUGCUUCAUCCUUCGCAGCUUCAGCAGCAACCGCCACCUCAGUCUCACCCUAAUCAACAGGGACUUCAAAAUGCUAAUACUGCCAAUGGUUCCUCAUCGUCUCAGAAGAACAUGUCUAAUCAGCAGCAGAGGCCACAUGGGAGCAGUUUCAGUGGGAACUUUCAAGGCUUUCCUGCAUCCAGAAAUCUGCCAUCUCAAUCACAGCACCCACAGCAGCAGCAGAACCACGCCUCUCAUCAAACAAGGCAACACGAGUCUGAAAUCGGCGGUGAAGAUAGCCCGUCCACUGCUGAUAGUCGAGUGAAUCUUGCUAAUCUGAGUGUCUACGGUCCAAAUUUUCCAAUGCCAAUGCAUACUCCUAAUUUUGCUAUGAUGCCUCCUGCAUCGAUGGUGGCCGCAGGUGGGGCACCUAUUGACAAGAAACAGCAGCCUCAACAACAGUCACAGGGUUCAAAAGGUCUGGAACAAUCUCAAACUAUUCCUUUGUCUUUUGCUCCUCCCAACGGGGCGCCCUCUGCUCCUGGGCUUGACCUUUCAUCCUUAUCACCAAAUCAUCCUAUUUUUCAAAGUCUUCCUGAGAUCACCAGGCAAGGGUAUCAUCAGAUUAUGGCCGCUGCCGCCGCUCAGGUUGCUCAGCAGAAAAAGAAUUAUCGUGUAGCAGAAGAAGGAAAAACCACACAUUCAUCGGUUGGGGAGGAUGAGAGAAAAAAUAUGUCUGUUAAGGCACCUCCAACUGUUGGUCAGUCCAUUGCCUUCUCUAGAACUGAUUUAGCCGAGACAUUAAUUUCCUCAAUGCCAGCUGGGGCUGCUGUUGAUAGCUCUGCAAGAACUCUCAAACUUGGUUCUACUGCUAGAGCUUCAGGUUCCGUUAUGCCGUCUGGGAUGAGCACUGUAAAUAUGUGUGGUUCCCAGCAUCAACUACAGCGAAAUCAUCAUCAUCAUCAGCAGCAGCAGCAGCAGAUGAUUCAGCUUCAAAAGCAGCAGCAAUAUGCAGCUGCUGCAGCUGCGGUAGCGAGGACGAAAACAUCAGCAACAAGUAAUGGCAAUGUUUAUGCCGAGCACCCUCCUGCGUCUUCGAUGGCUGCGAAGUUUCCUAAUGCAUUGUCUUCUUUUUCUCAAAAUCUUGUCCCAAGUAACAGCAAUAGUCCUGCUCAAUCUCCUCAGUGGAAAAAUUCUGUAAGAACCACUUCAUCUCAGGUACCAACCCCCCCUCAUUCUUCGUCUAAUACAUCAUCUAUCAAAAAUCUUCCCCAACAGCAGCAGCAGGGGCGUCCACAGCAAAAUCACUCUCAGAUUUCUUUUGCGGCGAGCUCAAAAUCUACAGCACAAUCACAAGGACAGCAACCUGCAAGCAGUAAUCAUCCGCAAUCGCCCGGAAUGAUUGGCUCACCAACUAAUUCUUCACUCUCAAAGGGUGCCGGUGGAAGCCCACGGACAGCUACUUCGGGUUCCAUGAGUCACAAAGUUGGUCAAUCAUCUUCUUUAUCAUCACAGCAGACAAAGAAUCCUACAUCUAUGCCCCCUCAGAAGUUAUCUCCUGCUGGUGGGCGAAACGUUACGUCAAUUCUUGGCAAUAAUCAAAUGACCUCUUCAAGUUCUGGAACUAAAUUAUCCCAACAGUCGCAGCAGCAACAACAGCAACAGCAACAUUUGUCGAAGCAAUCAUUGCAGCAAGCCCAGGUGCUCUUCCCUUAUAUGCAGGCCCAAGUUUCCCAUUCAAGUAGCAGUCCAACUGCUUCACCUUCAAGCGGUUAUUAUCCAAGGCGUCGUCCUGAGCAGCAAUCACAAUUGCAGGGCUCAGGAGGAACAUCCUCAAAUGGAAUGCUAUCCCUAUGCCACCCUGUUACACUCGGAGGUAACAGCACUACUGAUCCAGCUAAGGCCGUUGCUGCUGCGGCUGCUGCCACAGCCAACAAUAUGAAGGGCGGUAGCUUAUCCACACAAGCCAUUCUCCAUCCUGCUCAGUUUGCUGCUGCACAGUCCUCCGGUAAUCCUCAUCAACUUGUACCUGCAGGUUUUCCUUGCGUGCAUACCGCUGCAGUGCAAGUGAAAUCAACAGAGCAGAAACAACCUGCGGGUGGGUAGAAUUAUGGCCCUUGUUCUUAACCAACCAUCCAGCUAUUAUUUCAAAUCAGGACUGAAGACAUGCAAAUGGUGCAAGCCCAGGAAAGUAACAAUGGGCAUAUCAUAUGGCAGCCUGAGAAGAAAUGAAAGUUCAAAUAGCUAAGCAGCGGCAGUCUGAUAGCCCGUCGGACUCUUAAACCCACAAUUUUGGAAAGCUAUGAGAGGAAGUGGGAAGAUUGUCCUCCAUUUGAGAGGGUGCUUCAGCUGUGGGUUGUUCAGUUAUAUGGUGGUUUGGUCUGGAUGGGGGAGAGGAAAGGCAAUCAAUCAAUCCAAAGAAGAACCUUUGAUUAAAGGGGGGCAGCAACACAGCAGUUCGCAGAGUAAAAAAAUCAAGAUUUCCUUCCCUUCCUUCGGGUGGGUUGUAAUGGUGGAGGUUCUUUUUCUUCCUUAAAUAUUUGAUUUCAUUACCUUUUUUGAGGUUUAUUCUCUCUUUAAGAGCCAUAGAACAGUAUCUUUUAACAUAUUAUGUGCAGUGAAAAGGGGGUGUAGUUGUAUAUGUUUGGCACAUAUAAUGGGUAGCCCUCAAAUUUUUUUGAUUUAAAACAAAGCCUGUUGCCUUGCCUCGCCUC
Messenger RNA from Cucurbita moschata (crookneck pumpkin), 5715 nucleotides. Its product is annotated as protein TIME FOR COFFEE-like. The record is from RefSeq and is a predicted model, not a curated record. The transcript is spliced from 12 exons. Gene Ontology annotation, cellular component: nucleus. Lineage: Eukaryota; Viridiplantae; Streptophyta; Magnoliopsida; Cucurbitales; Cucurbitaceae. Bases 395 to 5107 code for a protein of 1570 amino acids. Gene Ontology annotation, biological process: regulation of circadian rhythm.